Ilex paraguariensis (yerba mate) is the source of this 456-nucleotide messenger RNA. The record is from the annotation of a GenBank genome assembly. NCBI's taxonomy places the organism in Eukaryota, Viridiplantae, Streptophyta, Magnoliopsida, Aquifoliales, Aquifoliaceae.
AAUUUUCAAACUCAUGUUUUCUUCAUCCUCGUUUUGUCUUGAAAAUUUGGGAGUAAUUUGUAAUAGGUUGUGGUUUGGGAACUGGUGCUUCAAAAUUAAUUUAUGGUUGGGAAGUAAGAGGUUUGUGCAGAUGUGAUGCCGUUCACAGCCAUGGUGACUAUGGAGUGCACAAAUGUAGGCCUAAACACAUUAUACAAAGCAACCACUCUUGGAGGGAUGAGCCCCCAUGUCUCUGUGGUUGACGCUUACGGUGUUGUUGCUGCUCUUGUUCUCCUUGCUUCACCAUUCUUCUCUCAAAGAAUUCUGCUGAAAUUUGAUGUUGCUGGAUUUGGUUGGAUGAGCUAGUUUUUGGUGUCGUACAUUUUCUAGUAGAGGACACAACGCAUAAGGUUGAAGAUGGUAAGUGUGUUGAUAUUGAUAUUUCCCUCAAAUGUCAUUUUUGGUCCUUGAAUUAAU